CUAUAUUGCGUCACCUUUUCUUGUUGGGAGUUUCUUAUGUUUUGGUUGUUGCAAAAGGUUUGCCGCGGGAUUUUUGAACAGUGUUAAGGAUGACCUGCUUAAGCCCCAUCUACAGGCCUUGGGGGAGAUAGACUGACCUCUGACCCUUCCUCCUAGGCUGCAAAGUGCCCCAAGCUCAUGCAGAGGAAAAAGCACCUGCCCCACCGGACACCUCCCCCUCAGAUGAGACGGAGCCCUCCAGUCCAGCAGUACAGGACAAGAAAACACCUGCCCCCUUUCCAAGUACAUCCAAAGGGGGGGAAGGGAGAGGAAACCCCUGAAGUGGCCGGAUCCUCUGCACCACCUGAUAGUGGGAAAGCUGCUAACUGGGCAAUACCCUCCCAGAGGAAGGGCAGGGCAGAAAACCAGGCACCUGUCUGCUAAAGGACCUUCCUGUGUCUCCUGUGAAGGAGACUGAUGGGGGUGGUGCUCGACAGAUCAAACACAAGGGUAGUCCUCUCAGCCUAUGCUGAUGACGUGCUCCUAGUGGCCUACGAUCUGGCUCAUCUGGAGAGGAUACAGAGCUGGCAAGUGUUUACUUUGCCUGUUCUACCAGAAUCAACUGGGCUAUUGGUAGGUCCCUGACGCUACAGACGAGACGGUGUUUGCUGUUUGUGCAGAUCGGGUGUAUCAAGAUAUCACUGAAAGCAGCGAUCAUAUUUGUAUGAUGUAUUAAAGUUUCCAUUAAAGGUCACAACUUAACAGAAUGAAUUUUGUGCGUCUUCUGAGCCGCCACAAAACUGCCCUUGGGCUCGGCAGCCUCUCUUUGUUUGCCUUGGUCCUCUUGUAUUUGGCUAAAUGCACGUCGGAAACACUGAAACACUCGGAAUCGGGCUUCCCUCAUCACGCAGAAAAGAGAGAUGAACCCCAACAGCGACAGACCAAGGAGCUGUCCGCUUUCCUCGUCGUUCUCAUCACCACCGGACCCAAAUACACAGAGAGACGGAGCAUCAUUCGCAGCACCUGGCUCGCCAAGCAUGACCCUGACAUUCUGUGUAGGUUUGUGGUUGGGACCAGUGGCCUUCUUCCUGAGGACAUCCAGAACCUGAGCCUGGAGAACGCCAGGCACCAUGACCUGCUGCUUCUGCCAGAUCUGAAGGACUCCUAUGACAAUCUCACCAGCAAGCUCGUUCACAUGUAUUCCUGGCUGGACCAGCAUGUGGACUGCAAGUUUGUCUUAAAGGCUGAUGACGACACGUUUGCUCGACUUGAUGUAAUCAAAGAAGAGCUGCAGGCUAAGGAACCCAAGAAACUGUACUGGGGGUUCUUCUAUGGUAGGGGAAGGGUUAAAUCUGCAGGGAAGUGGAAAGAAAGCACCUGGGUACUCUGUGACUACUACCUACCAUAUGCGUUUGGAGGUGGCUAUGUCUUAUCCGCUGAUCUGGCACACUAUGUCAGGAUCAACAGGGACUACCUUAAGUUUUGGCAGAGUGAAGAUGUCUCUUUGGGGGCGUGGUUGGGACCAGUGGAUGUGAAGCGCAUUCAUGACCCCAGAUUUGACACAGAAUUCAAAUCCAGGGGCUGCAAUAAUAAAUACAUUGUGACCCACAAACAGAGCAUUGAGGAUAUGCUGGAGAAGCACCAGACACUGAUCAGAGAAGGGAAACUGUGUAAAGAGGAAGUCAAGCUUCGACUGUCUUAUAUAUAUGACUGGAACGUUCCACCUUCUCAGUGCUGCCAAAGGAAAGAUGGCAUUCUUUGAUACUGUUCUGCACUGAUGGAAAAUUGUACUCUGAAACACUCAAAUUAGGUUGAGGAUCCACUUCAGACGACAUUAAAACUAUAUAUGUAAUGGGAACUUUUUAACUUUGUGUGAUACUAUAACUGUAUUACUGAUCUUAACAAUGUAACAGGUGAUAUAAUGGACCAUAUCAUCUUUGUUACUGAUAUUCAAAUAUAUAAUGCGUGCUAAACGUACAGUCAUUUAAUUUAAAUGUUGACAGAGUGUGCUGCUGCUGCUACUGUUUUGUGUGCUUUUUGAGUUCAGUAUCACUGUUUGCCAAAUAAGCUUUUUAGUGUUUUUAACAGCUUCAUUGUGAACUACAUGUCGUGAUGUUGCAUUCUGUUUAUUUUGCCUGGUUUCCUUUCACUUUCUGAUCAUUUUGAAUAGCAAUACAAAAGUGAAUGGCAAAUGUAGAACAAACCAAUGGAUUGAGUUGAUGAAGACACCUCUGGGCUUUAUAGUGCUGGGACAAACAUGGCUUUCUAAUGUAUAAAUAUGCUUUCAAAAUAGAUUGAAAACAAGUGUGUAAUUCAUACCCUAUUCCAGUAAAAAAAGAAAUCUGGCAACUCACCAGAUGUGCUUAGAUGAGAAACACUCUUUUGUUGAAUGUGCAAUUUUAUUUCAGACAUUUACCCUUUCAUGGUCUCUUUUUUCAUACAGUCAUAAACAGAUGUUCACCAAAUGCAUUUGAAUAACUGUCCAAGCUGGGGAAUCUACCUGUAUUUCAUUAAGCCCCUAUUUUUACAGGUUCAUCAAAUCCACUCCAACGGGCUGGUUUCACAGACCCUGAUUGAACUAACGCUGGACUACUUCACCUAGCGUUACAUUAGGUAGUCCAAGAUUAGCGUUAAUCUGUAAACUAGCCGUAAAUCAUCUCGAGUGAGUAUGUGGAGCUAAUGGCUAAAAUAUAAUAUUAUUUCCACUUUGCUGUUUGUUUGUGUGUGCACGUGUCAGCUGCAUUCACAUCCUGCUGAUCUAUAAGAAACGGCUUUUAUAGGUACUGUGUGUUGCGUAUGGCCAGGAUGGCAGAGCUUUGUUUUUGAUGCACAUUAUUCUCAUGAUCAUGCCUCUAACAAGGACUGGCAUUGAGCUGCUGGAGGAUGGACUCGGAGAGAAUUGCUACAAAUGAGAGACACACACUUUAUCACCUCAGGUGCCACAGUCUGGUAAACUGUUGACUUUCCCACUGGUUGCUUGUAUCCUGCUAGUGCCAUUUAAAAUAACCGUUGUCAAAGAGUGCUGUAGUCCAGUCUACUCUAAUAAAAAUCCAUACAUACUCAGAAUGGAUGACUUGAAAGUAUUUGUAGCUAACAAAAUCAUUUCUUACCAGUUUUGCACACAGUUAACUGUUGUACAGUUUUGAAAGAAACACAUGUUACAGCACACACAUUUUAAUUUUAAAACCUGUUAUCUGUUGCUGCUUUGGUUUUAAAAGCAGCGCAUAGUU
Acipenser ruthenus (sterlet) is the source of this 3209-nucleotide messenger RNA. Its product is annotated as beta-1,3-galactosyltransferase 6-like. The transcript has 4 exons. Gene Ontology annotation, molecular function: UDP-galactosyltransferase activity. Lineage: Eukaryota; Metazoa; Chordata; Actinopteri; Acipenseriformes; Acipenseridae. Gene Ontology annotation, biological process: glycosaminoglycan biosynthetic process. Bases 746 to 1741 code for a protein of 331 amino acids. The record is from RefSeq and is a predicted model, not a curated record. Gene Ontology annotation, cellular component: membrane.